GCGUGCAAGGUGUAGAUCUUUCUUCACGGUCGUUUCAGAAAAGCGUUGGAACGAAUUGGAAUCCUCCUCUGACAGGUGCAACUGAGGCCCCGACUAUCAUUUCUGUUUUGAUCAUCACGAAGAGGCGGAGGCAGGGCUGAUUCGGUGGAGGCGAUUGUUGUCUGUCGUCCUGUGCGGAGGCUGGAACUUCGACGUUCAUAUACAGAUCGUGAGCUGCUGGAUUGGCACUCUUUAGUCCUUCCUUCACCUCAGGCAGGAGUCCGCCUGCUACUCAAAUCAAGUCGUUCACAUUGAAUCUUCUGGUGUCGAGUACACAUCGAGGCCACACUUACUUACCAACGGUGCUGAGGAAUAAACCGAUCCACAGUUGAAGCCAUGGCGACCGAGAUGGUAGAGCACAUACCUCGAUUAAGCGCAAUCGCCAGCAGCACACUCCAACAGAUCGGAUACUUGCCAACGCAAAUCGUCGACCGAUCUGACCUGCCUGAUCAUCUGGGACCUUGGCCGUUGAGACGAAAUGGGAGUUCGUGCUCGAACGUGGUUGUAAGUUCAAGCUCUGACUCAACAGGGAGCAGUGAGGAGCACACUCGAGUUGCAAGCCCAGAUGACGAGGACAACAAACGAGAACGGAGGGGAUCGGAAUUGACCGAGACAUUGGAACUUGUGGACAGGCAAUGUGAAAUCAUCAAAAAACUCCUGGACGCCGAAGAAGCUACAUUGAGGGACCAUGUGGAGGAAACAGGACGUCUUGAGCGUCAGUUGCAAGAAGAGCAGCAGCAGAGACAGGAGGUGGCAGCUCAAGUACAGCAGGAUGUUGAAAGCGCGGCUGCCCUUGAACGGAGUCCACAGCGCUGUCAAAAGUGUGAGCGACUGGCCGAGGAAGUUACACAUGCAGUAAAAAUUGGGGCUUCGAUUCUGUUUCUCAGUAUGCUGGCGGUCAUUUUCUCACCUUAUAUCCUGUGGCAUUCUUUUGGGCGCAAGCAUGCUUGGGACGACCUGACUGCAUUGGAACGGAAGAGGUACCUCUAUACCAUUCUUAUUGUGCCAGCAUUAUCAUACACAUUUGCCAUUGCAGUUUCAUGGUGGAGUGUGUUGGUGCUCAAGCAUAGCGCACGGGAAUGCAAGUCGGUUUGGUCGUUGAGUUUCUCGAUGCUGUGCUGGACGAUCGUCUUUUACUUUUGGUGUUCAUUCUGGCUGCUCCCAAUGGUGCGGUGAUUGAGUUAGAGCGGGACUUCAGGAGAGCAAUCAAGGACCUGGCCAUCGGACAUGCCUGGUGGCCGAAAGGUGGUCUUAGCAUGGUCGAAAUGCUCGUUGGCCGUUUGCGGACAUUGACGGAAGCGUUCGUGAGAAACGAGCUUUACAACAGCCAAGAUGCUGCGAGCGGUGAGCAGCACGUAUAUACCACCUAAUAGGUCAAGAGGCCUCAAUAUCACAGUUCAAUAUGAAUAAGAUGCUGUAAGAAGUCGUAGU
This is a messenger RNA of Exophiala viscosa, 1470 nucleotides long. RefSeq lists its product as uncharacterized. The coding region runs from base 376 to 1215 and encodes 279 amino acids. The transcript has a single exon. Lineage: Eukaryota; Fungi; Ascomycota; Eurotiomycetes; Chaetothyriales; Herpotrichiellaceae. The record is from RefSeq and is a predicted model, not a curated record.